Molecule: messenger RNA, 1530 nt
Organism: Sitophilus oryzae (rice weevil)
Lineage: Eukaryota; Metazoa; Arthropoda; Insecta; Coleoptera; Curculionidae
Gene: Ssl1
Product: general transcription factor IIH subunit 2
Exons: 5
Coding region: 121-1314 (397 amino acids)
Biological process (GO): regulation of transcription by RNA polymerase II; nucleotide-excision repair; DNA-templated transcription
Cellular component (GO): transcription factor TFIIH holo complex; transcription factor TFIIH core complex
Molecular function (GO): zinc ion binding
Source: RefSeq, a predicted model, not a curated record
AGUGAGGUUCAGUUUUGACUUUUGUUUGAACUAGUUUGAAGAUUUUGUUUAUAACUUUCAUAAUUAAAAUACCUACAAUAUCUUUUUAAGCAUACAAACUCAUUAAGUCAUAAAUAAAUCAUGAAUGAUGAUGAUGAUCCUAAAGAAUACCGCUGGGAGACGGGUUAUGAGAAGACUUGGGAAGCAAUCAAAGAAGACGAUGAAGGGUUUUUGGAAGCCUCCGUAGCAGAUAUAAUUUUAAGAGCAAAAAGAAAAAGACAGGCUCAAAAACAAAGUAGUCAGAAACUGGGUAUGAUGAGACAUUUGUAUUUACUUCUCGAUUGUUCAGAAUCUAUGUCCAGUCAGGAUCUAAAACCAACUCGAAUGAUUUGUACAUUAAAAAUAUUAGAAGGAUUUAUUGAAGAGUUUUUUGAUCAAAACCCUAUAAGUCAAUUAGGGAUAAUACUAAUGCAGAACAAAAGAGCUGAUAAAGUUAGUGAACUUGCUGGAAAUUUUCGCAAGCAUAUUAAAUAUUUACAGUCAUUAUCAAAAACCAAUUUAGUUGGGGAACCAUCUCUACAAAAUGGACUGGAAGUUGCUAUAUCUUCUUUAAAAUUACUACCAGCACAUGCAAGCCGGGAGAUACUAAUUAUUUUAGGAAGUCUUACUACCUGUGAUCCAGGUGAUAUUAAUACAACUAUUACUAAAUUAAAACAAGAAGGUAUUAGAUGUUCAAUUAUUGGCUUAGCUGCGGAAGUCCAUGUAUGUAGGCAAUUGGCAAAUGAAACCAAAGGAACAUACAGUGUUAUUUUAGACGAUUGCCAUUUUAAAGAUCUGUUGUAUCAACAAGUUGAACCGCCUCCAGCUGCUGUUGCACUUGAAUCCAGUUUAAUUAAAAUGGGAUUCCCACACCAAAUGAAUACUGAAGGUACUGAUGAACCCCUAACAAUGUGUAUGUGUCACGUAGAUAGCAUUGAGGAAGGCAGUAAAUUGACCACAGGGGGCUAUUACUGUCCUCAAUGUUUGAGCAAAUAUUGUGAACUACCUGUCGAAUGUAGAGCUUGCGGUUUGACAUUGGUGUCAGCACCGCACUUGGCCAGAUCGUACCAUCAUUUGUUUCCAGCUGCCAAUUAUACUGAAUUGGCAGUAUCAAAUCAGAACAGAUUUUGUUACGCCUGUCAAAAACCAUUUGGAGAUCAAGAUAAACAGAUUUAUGAGUGUCCAAGUUGCAAGAAAAUAUUUUGCAUAGAUUGUGAUAUUUUCAUACAUGAUAUUUUACACACUUGUCCGGGAUGUGCUACAGAUUUAGCUACAUUUCAGAUCACACGCAAUUAAUUUAUUUCAGUAACAUUCCACUACAUUUCUAAUUUCUACAUACAGAAUCUGGCAACAGUGCGUCGGGCGUCUGUAGCUCCUAAAGUAAAAAUCUUAGGAAUUUUGUUUAAAUGCUGAUCUAAAGUAGUAUGUAUUAGGAUGUAUUUCAGGAAAAUUAAGUGUGAAUGGAUAGGGAUGAUUUUUUUUUAAAUGGAACACCAUGUAUAUUAUUUUUUC